Thamnophis elegans (Western terrestrial garter snake) is the source of this 882-nucleotide messenger RNA. It is a transcript of the gene PSMG3, whose product is annotated as proteasome assembly chaperone 3. The transcript has 3 exons. The coding region runs from base 119 to 487 and encodes 122 amino acids. The record is from RefSeq and is a predicted model, not a curated record. NCBI's taxonomy places the organism in Eukaryota, Metazoa, Chordata, Lepidosauria, Squamata, Natricidae. Gene Ontology annotation, biological process: proteasome assembly.
CGGGGAAGCGCUCCGCCCAGCUUGACGCUCCGCCCGGGAGGAGGCAGGCGUGCAGGAGCAGCCCAGACCGGCGGAGGCGGAGAGAAACGGCCGCUUGGGGCAAGGACCGAUUCCUGCCAUGGCGACCAAGACCAUCCCGCUCUCAAAGCAAACCAGAGAAGUCGUGUGUGGCGUCCCGACGGAGGUGGUGUGCACCGCCUUUGGAGCCACAAUCCUGGUGGUGGUGACCCAGUACGGAAAGAUGGGGACUCUGGUCUCCGUGGAGCCUGAGGCAGUUCCUGACGGGGUCAACCGGCCUUUGUGGACCACCAAAGUUCUCCUGGGCAAAGACGAGCCCCUCGUCCACAUCUCCGCCAAGCAUCUGGUCACUUCGGUGUCGCAGGAAGCUGGCAGCAAGACAGUUCUACUGGCCAUGGCUCUGAAGGACAAAAGCGUCGAAGGCAUCCGGACGUUGAAGGAAGUCAUCCACCGGUGCCGAGUGUGGUGAUGAUGGGCCGGAAGAAUUCUUUGGAUGCCAGAGAGAGCUCUGCUGGCUGGGGAAUUCUGGGACUUGAAGUCCAUGGGUCUUAAAAUCAGGUCUGGAAGUCCAAAAGUCUUAAAGUUGCCAAAUUUGGACUCCCUUGGUGCACAAGGUGACUUUUUCUUCUUAUUUUGAACCUUGAUAAUGAACAUUUGUGGGUAAGCAGACACAACGGGUGUCAAUUCGUGUUAUAUAAAUAUUCACAAUCCCUGUUCCGAAACCUGUAAAAGUUUGCAUCUAUCUACAAGUUCACCCCAGCCGAUUUUACAUCACAUUUUCUUGUAGUGAUUUGGAUUUUUUUUUCCCCUGCGGAAGGAAACCCAUAGGGUUCCACCACAAAACUGCGGUAGACUAAAGCGCGC